Messenger RNA from Python bivittatus (Burmese python), 585 nucleotides. RefSeq names its product claudin-16-like. NCBI's taxonomy places the organism in Eukaryota, Metazoa, Chordata, Lepidosauria, Squamata, Pythonidae. Gene Ontology annotation, molecular function: structural molecule activity. Gene Ontology annotation, cellular component: bicellular tight junction; membrane. The record is from RefSeq and is a predicted model, not a curated record.
AUGGCAGUCGCUUUGCAGCUGGUGAGUUUCUCUGUCGCUCUGCUUUCCACCGUGUUUCUGGGGGCAGCUACCUGGUCAGACUGCUGGAUAGUGAAUGCUGAUGAUAGUUUAGAGGUCAGCCACAAAUGCCAAGGGCUUUGGAGAAAGUGUGUCACUAACGUGCAAGAUGGCAUUAAGACCUGUGACCAGUACGAUUCCAUUUUAGCAGAACAUCCCAUGAAAAUUGUGGUGACCAGAGCUUUGCUGAUCACGGCUGACAUGCUUUCGGGAAGCGCUCUGGUUCUCCUGGUGGCAGGAUUUGACUGCAUCAAGUUCUUCCAGGAUGAGCCACAAAUUAAGCAGAAGAUGCAUUAUGCGUCCGGAUUGGCACUUGGCAUUGGAAGUGUGCUUGGGUUGGUGGGCUCCCUCUGGUACGCCGUCAACGUCUAUAUGGAGAGAGCCGCCCUCGUGCCCCACAACAUCUUCUUGGAUGCCCACCAGGACUUUGGCUGGUCUUGCUGGCUAGGACUGAUCGGCUCGGCGGGAAACUUUGCGGCGUGCAUUAUCCUCUCGUGCUGCCUUCAUUGUUCCUCUUCAGGUCAGUGA